GUCGGCGGCGGGGGAUGGGCAGGCGGCGGCGGUCCCGCCUGCUAAGGGUUGAUCCCUGCCGGUCCUGGCCCUGAGCUGGAUCCGAGCCCUCCGCCCGAAAUCCCUGCGUCCGCCACGGUUCAGGUUAAAUGGAAACCAUCCUUGGGAGCUGGAUGCCUGUGUAGCCGUUUUAUUACAUCAGUGAAUUGCAAUGAGUGGAGGAGGAGAGCAGCCGGACAUUCUCAGUGUUGGGAUCCUGGUCAAAGAAAGAUGGAAAGUGUUGAGGAAGAUUGGGGGUGGGGGCUUUGGAGAAAUUUACGAUGCCUUGGACAUGCUCACCAGGGAAAAUGUUGCACUGAAGGUAGAAUCAGCUCAACAACCAAAACAAGUUCUGAAAAUGGAGGUGGCUGUAUUGAAAAAACUACAAGGGAAAGACCAUGUUUGUAGAUUUAUUGGCUGUGGGAGGAAUGAUCGAUUCAACUAUGUGGUCAUGCAGUUGCAGGGUCGGAAUCUGGCAGAUCUACGCCGUAGCCAGUCCCGGGGCACAUUCACUAUUAGCACUACUCUUCGGUUGGGUAGACAGAUUCUGGAGUCUAUCGAGAGCAUCCAUUCUGUGGGAUUCUUACACCGAGACAUCAAACCGUCGAACUUCGCCAUGGGUCGCUUUCCUAGUACAUGUAGGAAAUGUUACAUGCUUGAUUUUGGCUUGGCUCGACAAUUUACCAAUUCCUGUGGUGACGUCAGACCACCUCGAGCUGUGGCAGGCUUUCGAGGGACAGUUCGUUAUGCAUCAAUCAAUGCUCAUCGAAACAGGGAAAUGGGAAGACAUGAUGAUCUUUGGUCCUUAUUCUACAUGUUGGUGGAGUUUGUGGUUGGUCAGCUGCCUUGGAGAAAAAUAAAGGACAAGGAGCAAGUAGGCUCUAUUAAGGAGAGGUAUGACCACAGGCUUAUGUUGAAACAUCUCCCUCCAGAAUUCAGCAUCUUUUUGGAUCACAUCUCCUCUUUGGAUUAUUUUACAAAACCAGACUACCAGCUUCUGACAUCCGUGUUUGACAACAGCAUCAAGACCUUUGGAGUAAUUGAGAGUGAUCCUUUUGACUGGGAGAAGACUGGAACUGAUGGCUCCCUGACCACCACCACUACUUCCACCACCCCUCAGCUGCACACCCGCCUGACCCCUGCGGCGAUCGGAAUUGCCAAUGCCACUCCCAUCCCAGGAGACUUGCUUCGAGAAAAUACAGAUGAGGUAUUUCCAGAUGAACAGCUUAGUGAUGGGGAGAAUGGCAUCCCUGUUGGUGUGUCACCAGAUAAAUUGCCUGGAUCUUUGGGACACCCCCGUCCCCAGGAGAAGGAUGUCUGGGAAGAGAUGGAUGCCAACAGGAACAAGAUAAAGCUUGGGAUUUGUAAGGCUGCUACUGAAGAAGAGAACAGCCAUGGUCAAGUAAAUGGUAUUCUGAAUGCUCCAAGCCUUGGUUCACCAAUUCGUGUCCGCUCAGAGAUUACUCAGCCAGACAGAGAUAUUCCAUUGGUGCGGAAGUUACGUUCCAUCCACAGCUUUGAGCUGGAAAAACGUCUGACACUGGAGCCAAAGCCAGAUGCGGACAAGUUUCUUGAGACCUGCCUGGAGAAAAUGCAGAAAGAUUCCAGUGGAGGAAAGGAAUCUGUUCUCCCUGCUCUGCUUCCUAAGCCUUGUGUUCCUACCGUGUCCCGUACGGACCACAUCUGGCACUAUGAUGAAGAAUAUCUUCCAGAUGCUUCUAAGCCUGCCUCUGCCAACACCCCUGAACAGGCAGAUGGCGGUGCCAGCAAUGGAUUUAUAGCAGUUAACUUGAGCUCCUGCAAACAGGAGGUUGAUUCCAAAGAAUGGGUGAUUGUGGACAAGGAGCAGGACCUUCGAGAUUUUAGGACAAAUGAGGCUUUAGGCCAUAAAACAACUGGAAGCCCUUCUGAUGAGGAGCCUGAAGUACUUCAAGUCCUAGAGGAAUCGCCUCAAGAUGAGAAGCUCCUCCUGGGUCCUUGGGCAGAAAGCGAUCAAUUAAAGAAAGAACCCUCAGGUGUGGUCUUAGCACUUUCUGGGGAGUGCCCUGCCACUGCUGCUUCAGAACAGCAUACAGAUAGGCUCGAACUCCAGGCUGGAGCUGCUAGUCAGUUUAUUACAGUGACACCCACAAGCCCAAUGGAGGCGCAAGCAGAAGGACCCCUUACAGCGAUUACAAUUCCUAGACCCUCUGUGGCAUCCACACAGUCAACUUCGGGAAGCUUUCACUAUGGUCAACAGCCAGAGAAGAAAGACCUUCAGCCUGUGGAACCCACUGUGGAACUUUACUCUCCAAGGGAGAACUUCUCUGGCCUGGUUGUGACAGAGGGCGAGCCUCCUAGUGGAGGAAGCAGAACAGACUUGGGGCUUCAGAUAGAUCAUACUGGUCAUGACUUGUUACCCAAUAUUAGAGACUGUAACAAAUCUCAAGACCUGGGACCAAAAGGCCUUCCUGACCACAACAGACUGGCUGAGAGAGAAUUUGAGAAUCUCCCUAGGGAUACCGAAGAGAAAAGCAAUCUUCUAGGGUCCGAUAACGAAGAUGAGAAGUUAAGUAAAGGGCAGCAUUAUAUCGAGAUCGCCUCCCUUCCAGGAGACUUGGUAGCUGCGGAAAGGGGUCACUCCGCCACUACUGAAGCUCUCGAUGUGACGAAGACACAGACUUUUAGCGUAGGGCCAGACCAAGACAAAAGUCACGAGGUAGUGAAGCUUCUGGCAGUUGGAACUUCAGAAAUUUCUUCACGAGUCAUUGACCCACAUGUUGAAGGACAGAUAAGUCAGGCGGCAGCAAUGCAAAAAAGUAAGCUAUCUAAGGAUGACGACAUCAGAAGUGAAGACUUGCCAGGUCAGCAGGGAGACCUGUCUACUUUUUUGCACCAAGAGGGUAAGAGAGAGAAAAUGGCCCCUAGAAAUGGAGAAUUAUUUCAUUGUGUUUCAGAGAGUGAACAUUGUCCCCCAUCCCGGAAGGACGUGAUUAGGUCAUCCUUUGUAACUAGACACAGCCGAAUCCCUGUUCUAGCACAAGAGAUAGACUCAGCUUUUGAAUCAUCCUCUCCAGUCUCCGCAAAAGAAAAGCUCCUCCAAAAGAAAGCUUAUCAGCCAGACCUCGUCAGGCUUCUGGUGGAAAAAAGGCAACUCAAGUCUUUCCUUGGGGACCUCUCAAGUGCCUCUGAUAAAUUGCUGGAGGAGAGACUAGCCACAGUUCCUGCUCCCUUUUCUGAGGAGGAAGUCUUUGCUCCCCUUUCAAGACUGGCUGUAGACUCACACCUGAGCAGGUCAGCCGAAGACGGCUUUCUGUCACCCAUCAUCUCUCAGUCCAGAAAGAGCAAAAUCCCAAGGCCAGUUUCAUGGGUCAACACAGACCAAGUCAGUAGCGCAACUUCAGCUCAGUUCUUGCCUCGGCCACCACCAGGAAAGCCUCCCACGAGGCCUGGGGUGGAAGCCAGGCUCCGCAGAUACAAAGUCCUAGGGAGUAGCAAUUCCGACUCAGACCUUUUCUCCCGCCUGGCCCAAAUUCUUCAAAACGGAUCUCAGAAGCCCCGGAGCACUGCUCAGUGCAAGAGUCCAGGAUCCCCUCACAAUCCAAAAACACCACCCAAGAGUCCAGUUGUCCCCCGCAGGAGCCCCAGUGCCUCUCCUCGAAGCUCUUCCUUGCCUCGCACGUCCAGCUCCUCACCGUCCAGGGCUGGACGGCCACACCAUGACCAGAGGAGUUCAUCCCCGCAUCUGGGGAGAAGCAAGUCACCUCCCAGCCACUCAGGAUCUUCCUCCUCCAGGAGGUCCUGCCAACAGGAGCAUUGCAAACCCAGCAAAAAUGGCCUGAAAGGAUCCAGCAGCCUCCACCACCACUCAGCCAGCACUAAAGCCCCCCCAGGGAAGAGUAAGUCAGCCACUAAACUCAGCAGAUAGGAGCCGGGCUGCCUCUGUGUGAAAGGUGUGAGAUCUCCCUCCUAACCCUGAUGCAUGUGUGUCCCUGUACUGUCUGUGUAAAAAUCAGUGUUGAUCUUCUCUUGCAAAAGAAAGUAACAUGAUAAAUUAUUUGUAAGAAGACAAAAAUAUAUGAUAAGGAAUUACCUAAGGCAGGCAGCAAGCAGUCAGGAAUCAAUGCCUUUGCAUAGGCAGGGGCAAGCCAGCAAAAUCCCCGGGGAGAUUAAAUGAACUCUCAUUUUUCAGCUGCCAUUGAAACAAAAGUGUUGAAGGUAGGAAAUGGAGUGGAAUUUUAAGGGGUUCGGCCUGUUUUUUUUAAGGCAUUGCUCAAAGAUUAUAUAGCAAAAGUGAAACUUCUUGUUUUAAUAUUUUCAUUCAAAACUUCCCAACCUUGGAGUCAGAAUUGCUCCGAUAUGAGGAUACGUACAGUCUGUUGCUGGGGAGCCAGCGCUCAUGUACACGAGCUUGCGUUUACUAGUGUACUGAGAGUUCGCACCUUUACUUCGCCUCACUCCUACUACCUACCGUCCCUGGAUUUCCCAGUUUUUAAAGUUAGUGUGUCUCCCUGAAUGCAACCUCCCUUCUCUUAUUUUAACAAUACAUUCUAAUAUGCUUUUAGCAGCACAUGCUGAGAAUUUCAAAUCCAGUUGUGUGUUGUUGUUUUUUUUUUAAGUCCCCUAAUAUUUUUCUGUGGCACAGAAAAAUGUAACAGUUAACAGUUCUUAGCUCAGUAUAUUUUUAUUGUGAAAAAGAACUACUGAAACUUAGGUCAAGGAAGGAGAAGUCUGCACAGAGCUUUCUGUGGGCGCUAGCGCGUUAGGGCAGAGGGCUGGAGUGGGGUGAGUGCCCUUCCAGACAAAAGAACCCUCUUUCCCUCUGUUUCCUCCUGGUGGAAGGAAGACCGACCAGACUAGACCUUGCUUUCUUAGGUCUUCUGGAUACCGACUGUUUCCAAUAUCACCUCCAAGAUGAUACCAGGGAAGUACAAUGCUGUGGAAUGUGACUUUAUGCUCUCAGAGAUUUAGAAAGAAAAAGAAAUUAGGUACGUUGUUGAGGCUUAUAAUCCUCAAACUUUGUAUUUUAUACAUUUAGCCAAUAAGGAAUGAGUAUCUGGGGAAAUAAAUUUAGGCUCAAUAUUUAUCUUUUAAUGUUUUAUUACCAGCUUCUCCUGUGCUUUAGUUUGAAUAUUUGGGCUUUUGGACCUGAUUUCCUUGUAACCUCAAUUUAUAAAGCUGCAAGGAGGAGCAUAAUUGCUCCGAUUUCAUUCUUCGGCUAACAGGAAUCAGGCAAAAGUAAAUUAUGCUAGAUUUUUCAAAUGGGCACUUUUCUACUCUGUGGGUGUUUUGUGUUGUAAAGACCUUAUUGAGGUCAGGUAAAUUGGUCUGCUUGCUGUUGAAAUUUGCCUUCUAGCAAACAUCUGUGCUUUCUCUUUGACCUUGUGUUUGCUGCCAAACCUAAUGUGGUUGAAUUGGAAAACAGAAGAAAAAAUGUAUUUCCUCACCAAGUGAAUACGUUCAAAUGCUGCAUCAGAGCCGCCCUGAAGCUGCGCUGAACUCUCGUUCUCUUUAUCUGUGUCGAGCUGUUUUUAAAACAAACAAACCGAAAUUCCAAACACUAUCGAGUCCUAUACGAUCUCCCGAUCUCCUGUAAGAAAUGUAGCAUAGUGUGGAAUCUUAAUUUCUCUCCCGUUUCAAGCACUACAGAGGAAUGCAAUAGAUAAGACAUAUUUGCUGUUUAACUAAAGCAACUGUAAUAUUGGAAGUCCAAUCCUUCUGUAUUAUAUUGUAUAAUAGUUGCUAUAACACUACUUGCAUGUCUUCAUGGUAAAUGAUAUAAAUAUUUAUAAAUAUAUAGAGAAACAUAUGCUUAUAUAAACUCAUUCUUUCUCAUUCUCCAUUUGUAAUUUCAAGAUCACAGAUGGUGAAAUUCCUUUUUAUUGUGUGCCUCGCAUACACUUGGGCCUUGCCUGUCUUCAUUUUCUGAAAAUAUGUUUUUGGCGUGGGACACUUCAGAUUCUUCUUGCCUUCUUUGUGUAAAUAAUGCAAGGGUUGGCAGCCUUCGAGCCAGGAUAGCUUAUCUAAUUUUCACUUUUAAAAGAUUUUAAUAGGGGAAAAAAUUACCAGGACACGCUUGUAAUACUGGCUCAAAAAUUUGUCACGUUAAUCACCUAAUUCUGUCCUUAUGGCUAAAGGGGAUAAACUGGAUGAUAAUCAUGGGUCUAACAUAAAUUGAUUUAAAGAAAAAAAUCUCUUAAAAAUUGCCAUUCUACAUUCCUCUUUUCACCUCACUAUUUUUUGGACGGUGGGGGAGUAAUCUACAAUUAAGGAAUUAUCUUUUUUUCUCUUGUAUUAGCUAAAUUGUGCUAAAAGUAGCCAGCUUUAAAUCCUGACCCUUGUUGUCAGAAAUGCGCCCAUCAUAGCCGUUGGAAAAACAGAUGAGGCUACAAUUAUGGUGGGUGUGUGUUCUUACUGGUAUUUCUCUUCUAGGGGUCAAAACAGACAGUGAUGGCAACAUGACAAUUGGGUGUUUUCUCGCUUUUGGUUUCUUCUGUUUUUCUCCGAACUUUUCCACUCUGUUGCCCCCUUUCCUAAAUGGCACCAACGAACUCCAUAUCCAGAGAGAAAUAGCCUUGUUGUGUAAGAGUACUUUAUUUUGCAUGUAGAGGAAAGAGUUAACCAAAGAUGUUUUAGCUCUGAUACUUUCAAAUGAAAACAGACUAGUUAUAUCAUACGUAUCAAUAGGUCCACUUAAAAGUACUAUCAUAUAGAGAUUUACUUUAUGGUUUUUAAAAGCAUAGUUUGUGCUUUCAGAUGUUCAGUGUCUCAGGCUAAAAAGAGAAGUUGGCAGCUCUGAGCAAAACAUUUUUUUCACAAGAAUUUUUGUUUUUAUUUUAUUUUAAGGUAUGAUACAGAGAAUGAGUCUGUUGUUUGUUGUUGUUUUAGUUCCUUACUUUUUUAUUUAUUUUGGGUUUUUUUAGUGAUGGCAUAUUUCACAUUUCAGUGAUAAACAUAGAUCAUCCAAGUUAUUUUUAACUGCUUUGGUUAUUUUACCUAAGAUGAGGGACAUGGCCAUUAAUUAAAGUCAAGCCAAACUAUACUAAAAGUAGUACGGGGCAAAAGUCAGAAUUAUGUUUCGAAAAUCAAGUGCCUCCUGGUUUUUCUCUCAUGACACGAUGGCAACCGUAGUCAUACCUGCCCUUACCCCGCCAUGUCUAGUCUCCAGAGGUACUUGGGUGGAGCAGAAAAUGGAUUCGCACCAGCUCAGUCCCCGGAGGCAGCACUCUUCUUACGUUAUGCUGCCAAAUCUCCAGGGCAUACAGAUGGGUUGAAAUAUUAAAAUUUCACCUGGUCAUUUUUUGCACAGCAUAAAGGCAUUUAACUUUGCCGUAUAGAGAACAAAGGAAAAUAGUAUCAAAUGUAACCUUAAAGCACAGACUGUAAACAUCUUUGAACGGUGAGUCUCAGGCGGGCGCGGUCGUUCCCACCUUGGUGUGCAAGCUGGCCUUGCUGACAAGGGCACCAGCACAUUUGCGUUUCUUAAGUUGCAUGUUGUGAAGUGAAUGUUUUUUUGUAAAAGUUGCCAAGUCAGUCCAGUCCUAGAUAAGUAGCAACAUGAUAAUUGCUGCCCUCUCUUGUCAUGAUCCCCUUUGUAUGAUUUGCUUUCAAAUACUGAGCAAAUGGCAGCUGCUUACUGCUUCAGCGGACCGGUCGUGCAGUGUCUCUGCUCGGCUGCUAGCCACAAGGGCACUGGAGGUUCUUUGGGAACCAUCAGAGAUUCCUUCCAGGCCACAGAUUUUUAUGCAAAUGUUUCUAUGGUUGCAUUUAAGCUACAAAGAAAAAGUGUACAUUGGUGCAUGUUUUAUAAACCCACACACAGAUAGUUAAAACUAUAAUUAGUUUUUCUGUACCCGAGAGCUUUGAAUUAAAAACAGAUGCUUUUCCCCUAGAGGAUUCUUUGUUCUAGGAACUACAUUCUUAAUCUAACAUUAGAAAUUGGUGAUAGGAGAAACACGAUCUGGAAUUCAGAGUUUAGUGGCUUAGGGGAAAAAAAUGCAUCCUAUUCUGGCUAUUUGAAAAUAUAUUAAUUUGUAGAUAAGUCUAGAUUUAGUCUUGGAGAUCAAAGUUAUCACAUUUUAAGACUUUUUUCAUUUCUUUAUAUCUAUCAAAACACAGCGUAUGUUAGGGAAUCGUUUCUUCUGUCACGUUCAUGUAUUUUGGAAUUAAGUUGUUUGCAUUCACUCUUUUCUCUUCUGCCCACUUCUGUUUAUGUGCAUUUACCACAGAUGUGUUGGGACUUUGCCUAAAGGGAGACAUAUUUUGGUACCUGUACCACUGAGGAGAGAGAGAAUGGUUGAUGACAGCAGCACUGUUCAACUUUCUGGAGUUCAGGUCUGCACAGUUUAUUUGCAGAAGAGUUACUUAUCUAGGUUUUAACACAGAAAGUAUUACAGGAUUAAGGCAUGUAACUACUGUGGUAGUCCCCACAGGUCACUAUUCACCCGAGUUCCGAAUCCAACGGUGUCGAUUUAGACCUUAACUUAGAGAAGGGAACACGCAGCAGCUGUAGUCCUCAGACCACACGGGAGGGAGGACGUGGUGCACGGAAACCCCCAGGUGGUGGUUCGGACAUCCCACUGCGCUGCCUUCGUGCGGUAGGACUCGGGGGUACACCGCGAGGAUGGGGGAGGGGUAUGGAAAUCAUCAGAUUUCCUCAGUGGUUUGGCUGCCCCUUUGGAAUUAGGAGAACGUUAACCCAGAUAGUCUUGCGAGCCUGCGGAAUCUGUUGCCAGCAGUGCAGGAGGGAACUGCAGGAGGUGUCUGGGGGAGUCCUGUAGUUCUUAGGUAACCCCAGGACAUGUGACAAGGAUCCCUAUUAAUUUAAAGGGGAAUUUGGAUGCUGUACACCUCAGUCCCUAAGAAAUCCUUGGCUGGACACGAAAUGAUGACAGAGUCUUGGCCCAUCAGUACAUUGUCUAAUUGAGUGGUGAUUAUCUGCUCUGACUUUCAAAACGUAAACUGGAUGUUUAAUUAUUCCCCUUGGGCAAAUCUGGAUCGGAAAAUGAAAGUAUGUGACAAGAUCAAGAUGACUUUGUGGUUAUUAUACACAAUCUCAAAAAACUGAAUAGUCAAGUAACAUUUAGUCAGUAAUGAUUUGAAUAUUUCCUUACACUUUGCUGGAUUUGUGGUCUGAGGAGAUAGGUAAAGGAAGUGAAGCCUUUUCCUUCGUUAUCCUGUGGAACUUUAACAGAGCCUGCCUGUGAAAUUGGAAGUGAUAGUAUGGGCAUACUACGUAUCCCUGGUGAUGCUGCCAUGUCUCUUCGAAACCCCUGGGCCAGUGGUUCUGGGUUUCUUGGCCUAUAGAAUAGGAUUCCAUGAGGCAGAUCUUUGAGCCCGUGUGACUAGAGAAUUUGCCCAUGACAUAACUUUACACACUAAUGAUAGGAAUUUUACCUCUAUUUUCAGUAGUUUAAUACCGUUUCAUUUUGUAUACAGAAGUGUUCACUCACCCAGCUGAAAACAUUGAGUAAACCCAAGUUUUUAAUAUACACUAUCUUUGCCAUAUGACCCUUUCUCCCCACCUUAUACUACCCAGUUUAAAAUCCUUAAAAACUCAUUCACAGCACUUCCCCAUAUUUGGAAUCCGGGCUUUGUUCUUCACUCACUCAUGAUAAACAAGGUGACCAGAGCUUGAAUGUGAUUUAUCUUAGGGAGUAACCCAGGGAGGGAAAGCCCUUAGGACUUCUCCAAACUAUUUUCUUUUUUAAAUGAUUCACAAGAUAGAUAAAUUAGUUCACUAAGGUAAAAAGCAUUCAGAAAUACAGUUAGGAAGAUGAAAGAAACACAACACUCUGCCACUUGGGGCUCCGAAACUGGAUUGAGUGAAUUGAACAAAGAGAACUGAUCUGAAGACCCAUGCUUGAGCCCGCACACUCCUCCCUCCUGCACACUUCCCAUCCCCCUCCUGACUCCAUUCCUAAAACUGCCAGCGCUGAUUUCAUUGGGUCAUUUAUUUACCAGUUUGCAGCUUUCAGGAAAAAAGAGGGGGAGACAUCUAGAUUUGACUUAGAUACAAUCCUUGAAAGUAAUAAACUAUUGGCAGCUGUUAUAUCAGAUUGAACCACAAACCAGAAGAAUUCUCUUGUCGAGCAAAACCAGUAAGUUAGGAUAGAGGACUUCAGUAAUCCCACAGUUUUCUCCCUUUCUCCUCCUCUUCAUGAAACCAGAGUGAUGAGAACUUGCUCUUUGAAGUAACUCCAAAGGUAUUGUAUUGUCCUUUUCCCUCCAAGCAGCCCUCUAUGCAUUUUUGCUCAGGCAACCAAGGACAUAAAAGAGUAUUGGCAGAAACAUGGAGUGUUUUGUAUAGGCCAUCUGUACAUAAAAGUGUAAUUAUUUAAUUUUCCCAUUUGUAUCAUAUUAAAGCUUUGUACAGUGUUUUAAGUUCUGUUUUAAAAUUAUUUUGUAUUUUAUUUUUAUAAUCUAGUAAUAAAAUAUUCAUUCCGCAUGCACACUCUA
Molecule: messenger RNA, 10455 nt
Organism: Ailuropoda melanoleuca (giant panda)
Lineage: Eukaryota; Metazoa; Chordata; Mammalia; Carnivora; Ursidae
Gene: TTBK2
Product: tau tubulin kinase 2
Exons: 15
Coding region: 191-3925 (1244 amino acids)
Biological process (GO): protein phosphorylation
Molecular function (GO): ATP binding; protein serine/threonine kinase activity
Source: RefSeq, a predicted model, not a curated record